GGAGCGGAGCGCGUCUCUCUAUAAAUGUCCUCCCAGCAGGCAGGACUCUGAUCUGCUGCCUCCUCUCCUACCUGCGCGUAAACUCAACCGAUCGGACGGCGACAUGGCUGACAUGCUGGUAAAGAACAGGCCCCUGAGGGUGGGCGAGACGUUGACCAUCACCGGGAUCCCCAAGACGAAUGUACAACGCUUUGUGGUGAACAUCAGCUCCGGGGUCGACCAUGCGCUCCACAUGAGCGUGCAGUUCCACGGCACGGUGAUCUACAACUCGUGCCAGGCGGGGUGCUGGGGGGCCGAGGUCCGCCACGGGCGGUGCCCCUUCAAAUACGACAAGCUCUUCAAGUUCACCGUCACCCUGACCCGUGAGGAGUUCCUGGUGGUCCUGAGCGAUGGCUCUGAGAUCCACUUCCCCAACCGCCUGGGGGCGUCUGAGUACAAGGACUUCUCCUUCGACGAGGGCGUCCUCAUCCGCAGCUUUGAGAUCAACUAACCCUGAGCUGGAUCUCCUCCUUCAGUCUGGUGGCCUCUCCUCACAGCAGACCGGUUCACAGGCAGAUGAGAACCACUCACUACAUCAACCUCUGACAUCCCUGUGUUAGAUGUUCUUUACAAAGCUUUUUCUGCAAUGGUAAAACUGAUUGAUUUGUUUUGUUUAGGCCUUUGUAUUCCUUUGAGAACAUCGGCCAUUGAUGAAUCGCUUCCUCCCUGGCCUGUCUUGGGCCAUCUUCUCCAUCUGUUGCCCCGUCAGCCCUUCCUCCUUGAAUCGUAAAACUGAUGUGGAUUAAAAAUGAUUUUUUUAGCAAUGAUAAUCAGCAUCUGGUGAUUUAUUUAUCAAGUUGUCGU
This is a messenger RNA of Gadus chalcogrammus (walleye pollock), 843 nucleotides long. Its product is annotated as beta-galactoside-binding lectin-like. The transcript is spliced from 4 exons. The coding region runs from base 104 to 490 and encodes 128 amino acids. The record is from RefSeq and is a predicted model, not a curated record. Gene Ontology annotation, molecular function: carbohydrate binding; galactoside binding; laminin binding. NCBI's taxonomy places the organism in Eukaryota, Metazoa, Chordata, Actinopteri, Gadiformes, Gadidae.